AUGUCUCAAGAAAAAUUGGUACAAGAAGCCGUGGAUGCACUUCUUGAUAAUGGAAUCCGCGGACAACCGAUGAGGGACGGUCAUAAGAAAGUUUACAAAUCGUUUUCCGAUAUAAUUUCGGGCAAAGAGGGAAGAUUUCGAGAGACUCUUCUUGGAAAACGAGUUGAUUAUUCGGGGCGUUCUGUUAUUGUCGUAGGUCCAUUACUUUCAUUACAUCGAUGUGGAUUGCCCCCCGAAAUAGCAAUAGAGCUAUUUCAGACAUUUCUAAUUCGUGGUUUAAUUCGAAACCAUAUUGCUUCGAACAUAGGAGUUGCUAAGAGUCAAAUCCGGGAAAAAGAACCAAUUAUAUGGGAAAUACUUCACGAAGUUAUGCGGGGACAUCCAGUAUUGCUGAAUAGAGCGCCUACUUUGCAUAGAUUGGGCAUACAGGCAUUUCAACCCAUUUUAGUAGAAGGACGUGCUAUUUGUUUACAUCCAUUGGUGUGUAAGGGAUUCAACGCAGACUUUGAUGGGGAUCAAAUGGCUGUUCAUGUGCCUUUAUCUUUGGAGGCUCAAGCAGAAGCUCAUUUACUUAUGUUUUCUACUACGAAUCUCUUGUCUCCGACUAUUGGGGAUCCUAUUUCUGUACCAACUCAAGAUAUGCUUAUUGGACUUUAUGUAUUAACUAGCGGAAAUCGUCGAGGUAUUUGUGCAAACAGGUAUAAUUGGUUUAAUUGCAGAAAUUCUCAAAAUGAAAAAAUGAGCAAUAAUAACUUUAAGAACUUGAAGUAUAUGAAAAAAAAAGAACCCUGUUUUUGCAAUUCCUAUGAUGCAAUUGGAGCUUAUAGACAGAAAAGAAUAAAUUUGGAUAGUCCUUUUUGGCUCCGGUGGCAAAUACAUCAAUGCAUUAUGUCUUCAAGAGAAGUUCCUAUCGAAGUUCACUAUGAAUCUUUUGGUACCUAUUAUGAGAUUUAUGAGGAUUAUUUAGUAAUAAGAAGUAUAAAAAAAGAAAUUCGUUGUAUAUACAUUCGAACCACUAUUGGUCAUAUUUCUUUUUAUCGAGAAAUCGAAGAAGCUAUACAAGGUUUUUCUCGAGCCGAUUCAUCAUAUAGUAUCUAA
Lathyrus sativus (Indian pea) is the source of this 1098-nucleotide messenger RNA. NCBI's taxonomy places the organism in Eukaryota, Viridiplantae, Streptophyta, Magnoliopsida, Fabales, Fabaceae. The record is from the annotation of a GenBank genome assembly.